AUCCACUCCUUCCAUCUACUCUCUCACACUCAGAGGGAGGAGACAGGGAGCACUGCGCCGCCGCCGGCUGCUCCGUAACCCACGAAGCUAGAUAGAUAAGCAUGGCGGCCACCAGCGCGAGUGCCGCUGCCUCCCUCUCCGUCACGGCUGCCACUCACCGCCUCAGGCACCGCCAGCUAUACGCUUGCGCACGUGGGCCCGCGGCGCAACCUCAUCCCCUCCUCAAGCUGAACCGCCGGAGCUACGCGGUCUCGGCGUCGUCGGCGGCGGCCAUGUCUCCUCUGUCCCUGUGGGAAGGCCAAGGCAUCCGGGCGGAGUUGGAUGCGCCCGGAGGAGUGGCCAGCGGUGACGUCAUGGGCCUUCUUCUCCGGGAGCGCAUCAUCUUCCUCGGCAACGAGAUCGAGGACUUCCUCGCCGACGCCGUCGUCAGCCAGCUCCUCCUCCUCGAUGCCAUGGACUCCGAAUCUGACAUCCGGCUCUUCGUCAACUCCCCCGGUGGAUCACUCAGUGCGACAAUGGCUAUCUUCGAUGUAAUGCAGCUGGUGAGGGCAGAUGUAUCCACUAUUGGAAUGGGCAUAGCUGGAUCCACAGCUUCUAUAAUCCUUGGUGGUGGCGCAAAGGGCAAACGAUUCGCCAUGCCCAACACCAGGAUUAUGAUGCAUCAGCCCGUGGGAGGCGCGAGUGGCCAGGCCUUGGAUGUGGAGGUCCAAGCCAAGGAAAUUCUGGCUAGCAAGAGGAAUGUCAUCCGGCUGAUCUCAGGCUUUACGGGGCGUACACUGGAGCAGGUAGAGAAAGACAUCGAUAGGGACCGAUACAUGGGUCCUCUUGAGGCUGUUGAUUACGGUAUCAUCGAUGGUGUGAUCGACGAAGACAGCAUUAUCCCACUUGAGCCGGUUCCGGAGAGGGUGAAGCCUAAGUACAACUACGAGGAAAUGUACAAGGACCCUCAGAAGUUCCUUACGCCGCAUGUCCCAGACGAUGAGAUAUACUAAGCUAGCCUGUCAGUCACAUGUAUUUCAAACAGCAGGCAGUCGCUGUAGCUUUCGUCAAACAAAGAUGAUGUAAUCCUUGGCAGUAGACUUUAUCUGCCGUUACAUUUGGUGUCAUGGCGUAGCUGUUGUGUUUUGCAUUUGACCAAGCAAAUGAAAGCACAUGGAACAUACAACUGGUCUAACCAGCUAGCCUCGUCGCAUGUACUAGUACUAUUUUACACAGCAAGCAACUGCUGGAGCUUUUGUCAAAACAAAGUUGUAGCACUAA
Molecule: messenger RNA, 1260 nt
Organism: Triticum dicoccoides
Lineage: Eukaryota; Viridiplantae; Streptophyta; Magnoliopsida; Poales; Poaceae
Product: ATP-dependent Clp protease proteolytic subunit 4, chloroplastic-like
Exons: 2
Coding region: 102-992 (296 amino acids)
Biological process (GO): protein quality control for misfolded or incompletely synthesized proteins
Cellular component (GO): endopeptidase Clp complex
Molecular function (GO): serine-type endopeptidase activity; ATP-dependent peptidase activity; ATPase binding
Source: RefSeq, a predicted model, not a curated record